UUAGGCAACAUGUCUAAGGGACCAGCAGUUGGUAUCGACCUGGGAACCACCUACUCCUGUGUAGGUGUGUUCCAGCAUGGCAAAGUGGAAAUCAUUGCCAAUGACCAGGGCAACAGGACCACUCCCAGCUAUGUGGCCUUCACAGACUCCGAGAGGCUGAUCGGAGAUGCAGCCAAGAACCAGGUCGCCAUGAACCCCACCAACACAGUCUUUGAUGCCAAACGGCUGAUUGGCCGCAGGUUUGAUGACCAUGUUGUCCAGUCCGACAUGAAGCAUUGGCCAUUUAACGUUAUCAAUGACAACACCCGCCCCAAGGUCCAAGUAGAGUACAAGGGAGAAUCAAAAUCCUUCUACCCAGAGGAAAUUUCCUCCAUGGUGCUCACAAAGAUGAAGGAAAUUGCUGAAGCCUACCUUGGAAAGACGGUCAACAAUGCUGUCAUCACAGUACCUGCCUACUUCAACGAUUCCCAGCGUCAGGCCACAAAAGAUGCCGGCACCAUCUCUGGGCUCAACGUUCUACGUAUCAUUAAUGAGCCGACAGCAGCUGCCAUCGCCUACGGGCUGGACAAGAAGGUUGGGGCAGAAAGAAAUGUCCUGAUCUUCGAUCUUGGCGGCGGCACCUUCGACGUGUCCAUCCUGACCAUCGAGGACGGCAUCUUUGAGGUCAAGUCCACGGCCGGAGACACCCAUCUGGGCGGGGAGGACUUCGACAACCGCAUGGUGAACCACUUCAUCGCCGAGUUCAAGCGCAAGUACAAGAAGGACAUCAGCGACAACAAGAGGGCCGUGCGGCGCCUGCGCACCGCCUGCGAAAGGGCGAAGCGCACCCUGUCCUCCAGCACCCAGGCCAGCAUCGAGAUCGACUCCCUGUACGAGGGCGUGGACUUCUACACCUCCAUCACCAGGGCCCGCUUCGAGGAGCUGAACGCCGACCUGUUCCGCGGCACCCUGGACCCCGUGGAGAAGUCCCUCCGCGACGCCAAGAUGGACAAGGGCCAGAUCCACGACAUCGUGCUGGUCGGGGGCUCCACCCGCAUCCCCAAGAUCCAGAAGCUGCUGCAGGACUUCUUCAACGGGAAGGAGCUCAACAAGAGCAUCAACCCAGAUGAAGCUGUGGCUUAUGGAGCCGCUGUCCAGGCCGCCAUCCUCUCCGGGGACAAGUCUGAGAACGUGCAGGACCUCCUGCUGCUGGACGUCACGCCUCUGUCUCUGGGCAUCGAGACGGCCGGCGGCGUGAUGACGGUUCUGAUCAAACGCAACACCACGAUCCCCACCAAGCAGACGCAGACCUUCACCACCUACUCCGACAACCAGCCCGGCGUGCUCAUCCAGGUGAGGCUCCACCAGACUCACUCCGCCUCCAGAGCGUUUCGCUGUGAUGACGUUUAUGAGGGAGAGAGAGCCAUGACCAAGGACAAUAACCUCCUGGGCAAGUUCGAGCUGACGGGGAUCCCCCCCGCCCCCCGCGGCGUCCCCCAGAUCGAGGUCACCUUCGACAUCGACGCCAACGGCAUCAUGAACGUCUCCGCCGUGGACAAGAGCACCGGCAAGGAGAACAAGAUCACCAUCACCAACGACAAAGGUCGCCUCAGCAAGGAGGACAUUGAGCGCAUGGUGCAGGAGGCGGAGAAAUACAAGGCGGAGGACGACGUGCAGCGCGACAAGGUGUCGGCCAAGAACGGGCUGGAGUCGUACGCCUUCAACAUGAAGUCCACCGUGGAGGACGAGAAGCUCGCCGGCAAGAUCAGCGACGACGACAAACAGAAGAUCCUGGACAAGUGCAACGAGGUCAUCGGGUGGCUGGACAAGAACCAGACCGCAGAGAGGGAUGAGUAUGAGCACCAGCAGAAGGAGCUGGAGAAGGUGUGCAACCCCAUCAUCACUAAGCUGUACCAGAGUGCGGGGGGCAUGCCGGGGGGGAUGCCCGAGGGGAUGCCGGGCGGAUUCCCAGGGGCCGCCGGUGCCGCCCCCGGGGGGGGGUCCUCCGGCCCCACCAUCGAGGACGGCCGCCAAGAGGCCCCCCAACCCCCCCCCCCCCCCCCCCCCCCCCACCCCAACACACACGCCUCCCCGAGAUGUUUUCUAAGAAAAAAAACCCUCUUACAGCACGUUACAUCAGGCGUAAGAGCGAAUCUCCACAGGUAA
Molecule: messenger RNA, 2145 nt
Organism: Menidia menidia (Atlantic silverside)
Lineage: Eukaryota; Metazoa; Chordata; Actinopteri; Atheriniformes; Atherinopsidae
Source: the annotation of a GenBank genome assembly